CCUGGCUUUCCAAUCCUCCUUGGCGGCCGCGUUAGCUGCGUACUUGGCACAGGGAUUCUCCUUUAGUCCGACCGUGCUCCGCUGGAUGGUAUUAACCUUGAUGGCUCUAGUGUCGCGGGUGAUAUUCUCGCUGGCUGUUUUGGUUUCCGUUCGUUAGCUUUCUAUGGCUUGGUGGAGAUGCACGAUUUAGAGUAGUUUGCUGCAUUUUGACAAGCAGGAAGGGGAACUGCGAUGAGCGUGGCUCACACGGCUUGGGGUCCAGUGGGUGUCCGUUUGCGGUGUCGAUAAACUUGACCCGAUGGUGCGCUGGCCUCAGUUGCUCCUGUGGCCAUGGAGUUGCCAUGGUGCCCAAGUCGCUGUAGGCUUCGCGACGAGCAAAAGGCUAUCCAAUCGACCGUUCAGGGCUUCGAUUUCCAAAAGUUUCGUUGUUGCUUUGAACACUUUUCCCUUUUGUCGUUGCGUAACACUGGUUUUACUUGGUCGCAUCUUAGUCAUCAAAGUUGUCACCUUUUAGCCAGUGGCACUAUGGUCGAAAAGCAAGGCCUUGCGUGUCCUCUGGCAUCGUCCAGUUCGCGCUUUCAUAUCAACGGCUCAAGAGAGGAGCCUGAGGACCUCGAUGCUCACUUCAGCUUCAACAAGACUUUGCUUGUUGAAGACGACAAAAAUGGAUAUCACACCGCUAUCUCUUCGCCUGAAGCCGCAUCAUUAGAACUUAACGAAGCCCUGUUGACUGACCAAACGAUGAUGCCACCGACGGCUUAUAGACUUUAUCUAGAAAUGGUGGAUAUUCAACAGUCCCUACAGCCGCUCAUUCUGAGUAAAGGCCACGACGAUGAUUGGGAGGACGUUUUGGAGCUCUGUAGAAUGCUGGAACGAGCUACAACAGGCCUGGUGCUCAUCGUUGCCCAGGAAAUGUCCGCGUUGUCUAGCAUAGGACACCGGCGAGACCAUUGACGGCCUGAGCUGGUUUAAAUGAUAAUCAGUCAUCGCUUGGAGGCAUUACAUGAGAUAGCAUAAAUGCAUGGAGUGAGCGUGACAAUACUGGUAUUGACGCGGACUGCCACAGAAGGGUUUGGAAAAGGAC
Molecule: messenger RNA, 1084 nt
Organism: Colletotrichum godetiae
Lineage: Eukaryota; Fungi; Ascomycota; Sordariomycetes; Glomerellales; Glomerellaceae
Exons: 3
Coding region: 331-954 (207 amino acids)
Source: RefSeq, a predicted model, not a curated record